GUUGUGUUUAUGUGGGGGUUACUCACUCUUCAGUCUUCAUACUCUUUCUUAUUCUUCUUCUUCUACUAGGUAAGAGAGAGACACUAAUUAGGUUGUUUCGUCUUUGAUUCUUUCUCGGUUCUGAAAAUUUUUUUCCCUGUAUUUCUCUGAUUCAUGGGUUAAAGAUUGGACCUUGAGGCAUUUCAAGAACGGGUUGUCUUCUGGGUUUUGAUGGUGAUAAGGUAAGCUAUGGAUAUUUCAGACCAUACAAGAAUUGUUUUCGAUAGAAUUCAGAAAUUUGAUGCUGAGCAUGCAACAAAAAUAAUUGGCUACCUCCUCCUACAAGAUCACGGUGAGCAGGAAAUGGCUAAAUUGGCGUCAUGCCCUGAUCAUGUGAUAAGAGACGUGGCAUUUAAGACCAAAAUGGAGCUGCAAAGGCUGUCUUCUAGAUCUUCCAUACUUCCUGUCCCACCUCCUUUGAAUUCUGCACAACAUGGUUUAAGCCAAUUAUCCAUGAUUUCUUCUAGAAGCCCUACAUCUCCAGCAAGCUUCCCGGCUUUUUGGGAACCACAGUCUAAUACUAACACUACAAACACAGAUUUUAUGCCAAUGAGUUACUUGGAUUCCAUGCCAGAACUUCAGAAGCAGACCCAGUUGUUUGGCUUGGAAAAUAAUAUGGCUCCAGUGAUUGCUGGAAACAGUGGGAUUGUGAAUGACUAUUAUAGCUUAGAUACUUCCCCAGGAAAUUUGAAUGCAAAAGCUGGUAGAAGGUUUUCGUCCGAAUUUCCUGUCAAGACCUGUCAUUAUUUUAACAAAGGUUUCUGCAAACAUGGAAGUAGCUGUAGAUAUUAUCACGGGCAAGUUGGGUCUGAGAGACUUUCUCAAAUGUUUGGAAAUGAUGCAAGUAAUGAUGAUCAAUUAAUUCCACCAGGAUCAUUAGCGCAGUUAGAGUCAGAAAUUGUUGAGCUUCUGAAAUCAAGAAGAGGCAAUCCUAUUACAAUUGCGUCCCUCCCAAUGGCAUACUAUGAGAAGUAUAAAAAGGUACUUCAGGCUGAUGGUUAUCUAACUGAGAGCCAGAGACAUGGAAAAUCUGGCUAUAGUUUGACAAAGCUUCUUGCCCGAUUGAAAAAUGCUAUUCGGGUCAUAGACAGACCUCAUGGGCAGCAUGCGGUAGUUCUGGCAGAAGAUGCACCAAAAUACUUGGAAAGAGGAGACCCCGGUCAAAAUAUCAGUGCAGCACGACAGAUUUAUUUAACUUUCCCAGCUGACUGCAGUUUCACAGAAGAGGAUGUUUCAAACUACUUUAGCAAUUUUGGAACUGUUGAAGAUGUAAGAAUUCCAUGUCAGCAGAGGAGGAUGUUUGGAUUUGUAACAUUCGCUGAUCCGGAAACUGUUAAGACAGUUUUGGACAAGGGGAACCCCCAUUAUGUUCAGGGCUCCCGGGUGCUUGUGAAACCCUACAGGGAAAAAUCAAAGAUCAUUGACAGGAAACACCCUGAUAGAAUUGAGCCUCCUGUUUGCUAUUCACCACAAUAUGCAGAUAUACAUUCUGAACUUACCUCAAUGUCAAGAAGUUUUGGUGACCCUCAGUUUCUGAGGAGACAGUUCUGUGAAGAGCAAGAGCAAGCCUUCGAAUUUCAGAGGAGACGGUUUGCCGAGCUGCAGCUAAACCAAAACCCUGCGUUUAAUCCACCGUAUCCUGGAUUUUCCAUGGACGGGCUAAAAGCUUCAAGAGACCCUUUUAAUUUUCAGCCUACAGAAUCUUUAAACUAUACUGCGAUUGACAAACCUAGGUACAUAAAGACCAAUAGCACUGAUGAGGACGGCCAAGGACUGGAUCUGCCUGAUAGCCCUUUUGCAUUUCCGACCGAUAGUGGGAUUUCUGCAGCUAUAUAGAUUUGGAAACUAAUACAGGAGAAAGACAUAUAGAGUUAAAAACAGCACCAGACAAAAAAGCAGCUUCUUUAAUUCGAUAUACUUACAAGGCUUACGUUGCUCUUCUCUACCAGUUCGUUGUUUAAGUCUAUGGCAAGUACAUACAAGCUGAGUUUUUUUUUUUUGAAAUUCUCUUUGAAUUGUUGGGAACAAAGAAGAAUACAUGGUUACACAGAAGAUGACCAUAGGUUUUUACCUUUUAGCUAUAGAAAGAAAGUUUGUUGUUUCAUUUCUUUUAAAGGCUAUGUAGCUGGGAUGUUACUGUAGUCAUCAGGCAUAUGUUCAUAUAUGAAGCAAUUUUUACAUUUUUUCAACUUUUA
This is a messenger RNA of Neltuma alba, 2234 nucleotides long. RefSeq names its product zinc finger CCCH domain-containing protein 18-like. Bases 229 to 1875 code for a protein of 548 amino acids. Gene Ontology annotation, molecular function: RNA binding; metal ion binding. The record is from RefSeq and is a predicted model, not a curated record. The transcript is spliced from 8 exons. Lineage: Eukaryota; Viridiplantae; Streptophyta; Magnoliopsida; Fabales; Fabaceae.